AUGCUCGCUUGUCUACCAACAACUCAACAACUCGCCAAGUUGCAGAACCCGGCCCAGCCCAGCCCGGACCAGAGGAGAGCAGAGCAGCCCGCGGCCACACUCUCUGCGCCCUCUGCUGACUUUCUGAGUGUAGUGACUCGGAACGCGGUGGCGACUUUUGUGCGGAAGGCAAAGCGUACGGCAGAGGCGUGCGCUGCCCGUGCCUUGCGCUCGGCGUCUCUGGCUACGGGCAGCAGCCUCGGCUGGUUUCCCGCGGCAGCUCGUUACGGCCACGCGAGCACAGGUGCGGCGGCCGCGCCAUCUUUCACGGUUAAAUUUAUCUGGCCGGCGGCUGCCGACAAAGGACUUUGGGGCUUCGUGCGGCACGCGAGCGCCGCGGCGAUGAAGAGGCAGCGGCCGGAGCGCCCGGCAGCCCGGCAACCCACACUGACCGCCGCCGCGUGCACCCAGCCCGUGUACGCAGCCCGUGACAGCGGCCGGCCACGUGACGAGGGAGGCAUGCAGGCAGAAGGAGCACAGAGCGCAGGACGCCAGGGCGGCCCCGUGGGAGGCGGCAGCUGCCGCCGCUCCUCACACACGCCUCAUCUGGCCGCGAAGCAGGGGCGGCGGAAAGGGGCCAGGGCGCCUCCGCUGGCUGCUCAGCCGACGCGCGGGCACCCCCGCCGCUGCCGCGUUAUACCACGGCUGCACCCCGCUCCCCCCAACCCCUCCACACUCGCACUUACACGUCCCGUGGUCGAGGAGAGCGACGGCCGGCGGCAGCGCUGGGUGGAGGAGGAGGAGGAGGAGGAGGAGGAGGGGGAGGGGACCCCCACUCUGACAGCGGGGCUCGGCGGCUGCGGCGUCUGCAGAGCGGGCGGCGCAGCCGGGCGAGACGACGCUGUUGUUGUAGCGCCGGCAGCCGUGCUCGCCAGCUUAGAGCGGCGCGUCCAAAUUAAGCAGGCACACAGCGGACGACGUCCGGCGGGGCGGGCCGGGGAGAAGCGCCGACGCCAAGAUUACUCCGCCGCCGCCUUUGUGCGCCGCGCGGGGAAGCCCCUACCCAGAUCCAUAAAUCCAGGGGGCGGUGCGGCGCGGCGCGUGCGCACCAGACCUGCCCCCUGCACCCCUGCCCCCCAGCGGGCCGGCUUCCCACAGUCAGGACGUGCGUCCGCCGCUGUUAUUCCUCCGCGGGCUGAAGAAUGGACCGGUAAUGCCACCCCUGAGCCUCCACUCUGCUGCCUUAUCCUCGACCGACAAUGGCCGCUGUCCGCAGCGGCUGCCCGCCAGCGUACAUCUGAAUCACAGAUGAAAAGAAAACGAGGAGGACAAAAGUACGCGCUCGUGCGUCUGAAUGACAGCUGGAGAGAAACAUGA
Messenger RNA from Schistocerca piceifrons (Central American locust), 1356 nucleotides. RefSeq lists its product as uncharacterized. NCBI's taxonomy places the organism in Eukaryota, Metazoa, Arthropoda, Insecta, Orthoptera, Acrididae. The coding region runs from base 1 to 1356 and encodes 451 amino acids. The record is from RefSeq and is a predicted model, not a curated record. The transcript is spliced from 5 exons.